Molecule: messenger RNA, 1460 nt
Organism: Nymphaea colorata (pocket water lily)
Lineage: Eukaryota; Viridiplantae; Streptophyta; Magnoliopsida; Nymphaeales; Nymphaeaceae
Product: probable ribonuclease P/MRP protein subunit POP5
Exons: 6
Coding region: 647-1111 (154 amino acids)
Biological process (GO): tRNA 5'-leader removal
Cellular component (GO): ribonuclease P complex
Source: RefSeq, a predicted model, not a curated record
CCCGUUUGAUGGGCUGGAAAAACCCUGUAGCAUCUAAAAUAUUUUCGGUUUAUCAAACGCGUUAAUAAAUAUUUCGGUUUAUCUCUCUCGCCCUUGCUCAACCCGACCGCCUGCUGCUCGUCGUCUCUCUCGGCCUCUCACUCUCCUGCUCCCCUCGUCGUCUCUCUCGCCCUUGCUCAAGAACAAGUGGUCCGUCUCUUCCUCUCUCGUUUUUGCAGCGGAUUUCGUGUGGGGAAACUCGGAUUUUGCUUUCGACUCCCGAUUCUGAAAGUAUCUUGUGGCUCGCCCUGUUACCGAGCUCAGGAAAUUGCCAACCUCUCUCUCUGCACCAACAAGCUGAGGCUCGAUUGUUUCUCUGUGAGUUGUCAAAAGAUGCAAUGUAAUCUAAGAGUAGCAAAAGGGAAAAGUGCGUGGAGAAAGAUGUGUUACUGUUAUCUAGUCCUCGUCUAGUUCACACCUGCAAUUGGUGAUCAAGAACAGCAGUUUCUUGUUUAACAUUGAGCUUUCCUGUUUAUGCUGCAACAGUUAUUUGCUCUUGCCCAAUUGUCUUUAUGCAACAUUCAACACCCAAAGAAAGCCAAAUUUUUGAAGUAUGGAAGCAAUUUGACAGUUCACGUCAGUUACAGGGUUAACGUACUUUUCAGAGAUGCCACCUUUCCGAAACCGGUAUAUGGUGGUUGAAGCUUUUUUGGACCCAAAUAGGGACUUCGCUGGAGAUGAGACAAUUAUUCUCACUCAAUUUAAUGUGUCAAAAGCAAUUAAAGACAGUAUUCAAUUCAAUUUUGGAAAAUGUGGCUUAGCUGCCUCUCUUGGAUCCUUCCAUGUGAAGUAUGUGAAUCCAAUAACACAGCUAUGCAUUAUUAGAGUGGCUCGUAAAGAACAUCAAAUGGUAUGGUCUGCUAUCACCAUGGUUAAGAGCAUUGGGCAAUGUCCAAUAAUUUUCAACUUGUUGGAUUUGAGUGGGAGCUUGAAAGUAUGUAAGACUGUUGCCUUGAAAUGUGAAGAGGCAAAAUUUGAACGCUACAAGCUUACAGCUAAAGAUGGGAACUCGCCACAACUUGUCCAAGAAGUACACAAUUAUUUUGAGAAAAUAAAAGCUUUGGAAAUGUAGAGGUGAAAGUUGUGGCAUUGCUCUACAUGUGUUUGCUAAAUCUGCUUUUUUGGGCUGGGUCCACCAAGUGCCUUAUGGAGUACCAUCAUUAGCACAUGGUUCAGACAUGGGAUUGCGAAUGAGUAGCAGCAGCUGCUGCAAUACUUGAGAAGGCUCUGGUUUGCAGAACAGCUUAGCUAGUGGCUCUGUUAUUGUUUUAUUAUAGCUGGUAAACUGGAUGAUUUCAAAAUGGAGAGGUCAUGCCAGGCAGAUUGCGGGAGGUGUGUUUGAUUUUAAUGUGUAUUAACAAUGCCAUUAUUGAAUGUAAAACAAAAGACUUUUGGGCAACCCAUCAAUUUUUUUUAUAUUA